UUGCUUCUAGGUCAUGGUGGCCCAACAAGUGAAGCCGUCAAUACGCUCGACCUCAAGAAGCAGUUCUUCACUUCCCGCGGAUUUGCCAUUCUUGAUGUGAACUACCGUGGGUCAACCGGUUUCGGGACGGACUUUAGGAAUAUGUUGAAGCGUCAGUGGGGCGUUGUAGACCGUGACGAUAUGAUAGCAGCAGCUCGUUCAUUAAUUGCACGAGGACUUGUCGAUAAAGAUAAAGUCUGCAUACUAGGUAGUUCGGCUGGAGGGUACCUUGUUUUAUCGGUUCUCAUCCAUUCUGAUAUCUUCAAAGCAGCGGUUUCCAUCUACGGAGUAGCGGAUCUAGUCGGACUCGCAAAGGACACACACAAAUUUGAACGCGGCUACAAUGAGGUGUUGAUUGGUAAAUAUCCGGAAGAGGAGGACGUCUACAAUGAAGACACCGUGGUGCCGAUGAGUCAAAGUCUCGAGAUGUAUUACAAACUACGAACGAAGGGCGUUACAACUGCACUCAUGCUGUUUGAUGGCGAAGGACAUGGAUUCCGUGGCUCAGAUGCAAUUCGGCGGAGCACCGAAGCAUCAUAUGUCUUUUUGUGCAGAGCACUUGGUAUCACACCAUCAGUUUCGUCCGAUAUAGAAAUCGUUAACGAGAAGUAUGGUGAAGAUUUGGAGCAGAGUACAUGA
Angiostrongylus costaricensis is the source of this 678-nucleotide messenger RNA. Lineage: Eukaryota; Metazoa; Nematoda; Chromadorea; Rhabditida; Metastrongylidae. The record is from the annotation of a GenBank genome assembly.